AAGCCUAUUGCAGCAAGUGGCGGCAGCAGUGGCGGCGCCCGAAAGUGACGUCACAGGGCGCGCUCUAUGGAAACCGGGGCCAUGACGUAAAUUAAGCGUGCCGCGUCCGCUUCCUUCCCUUCCCUCGCCACGCUCCGAAGAGGAGUACGACGAUGGCCGGGUUCCGGGCGCUGGGCCUGGCGCCGUGGCUGGCGGCGCAGGCGGAGCAGCUGGGCCUGAAGGCACCAACCCCGGUCCAGGAGGCCUGCAUCCCCCCCGCCCUCAGAGGCCGUGACUGCAUGGGUUGUGCCAAGACGGGGAGUGGGAAGACGGCUGCCUUUGUGCUUCCCAUCCUGCAGAAAUUGUCUGAAGAUCCGUACGGCGUUUUCUGUCUUGUGCUGACACCGACCAGAGAGCUGGCCUACCAGAUUGCUGAACAGUUCCGAGUCCUUGGGAAGCCACUGGGCCUGAAAGAUUGCAUCAUUGUGGGCGGAAUGGAUAUGGUCACUCAGGCGCUAGAGCUUUCCCGGAAGCCACAUGUCGUCAUUGCAACUCCAGGCCGGCUGGCUGACCACCUCCGGAGCUCCAACACCUUUAGCCUUCAGAAGAUCAAGUUUUUGGUCCUGGAUGAAGCUGACCGGUUACUGGAGCAGGGCUGCACUGACUUCACCAAAGACCUGGAAGUCAUCCUGGCGGCGGUUCCAGCCAAGCGGCAGACGAUGCUCUUCAGUGCCACCCUGACAGACACACUGAAUGAGCUCAAGCAGAUCGCAAUGAACAAGCCGUUCUUCUGGGAGUCCACAUCUGAUUCCUGGGAAGAUGGUGGAACUGGAAGAAGGGCGUUCCCUGAAUGCCUAAGAACCUGGAUUUCUCACCUGUGCAAAGGGGUGCACUUAUCAGACACGAUGUUGGCUUCUUUGGCAACUCCCCAUUGCAAAGGAGGAAGGAAGUCCAAUUCCAUAUGCCUGACGUUCCUUGUGUUCUCUCUGCCAGGUCGGCAUGGCAUUGCCAUCACACUGGUGACGCAGUAUGACAUUCAUCUCGUCCAUGCCAUCGAGGAGCAGAUCAAAAUGAAGCUGCAGGAGUACUCUGUGGAGGAAAGAGAUGUGCUGAGCAUCCUCACCCAAGUGAACGUGGUGCGCAGAGAAUGCGAGAUCAGACUGGAAGCAACUGAUUUUGAUGAGAAGAAGGAAAUCAACAAGCGAAAGCAGAUGAUCCUAGACGGAAAGGACCCAGAUCUGGAGGAGAAGCGGAGGGCUGAGUUGGCCAAGAUCAAGAAGAAGAAUGGUGAGUUCCGCAGCAAAGUCCAGCAGACCCUGCAGGAGAGGCAGCAGCUGCAGCUGCGACAGAAACUGCAGAAGCGCAAGAGUCGGCAGCAACAGAAACAAGCAGUCGCUGGCAAAGAAGCAUCAGCCCCCCUCCUACAACCUGUUGUAGGGAGUGAGGAGCAAGAGAUGCUUUGAACCUGACGUUUUGUUUGGAGUUGGAGGUGGGAAGGAUGGGGACCAGCCAUGGUCUUCUCCAGCCAGGACUUUCUCUGAGCGAGAGAAGAGAGUGCCUUUGGAUGUCCUGCUGGUUAGAGAAAUGUUCUUGGAAAUGCCACAGGUUGGCAGGAACUGAAGCAUGUUGAGCAUCUAAAUACAGGAGGCAGUCAUUUUAAAGAUUUUUCACCAACUAGACCUGACGGUGAUUCAGCUGUGGUUCUCCUUGUCACACCGCUCUAGCUGUUAGGUUUCUGCUCUUGCCAGACACUUGUGUCUCUUCUUCCUCCAGAACUCAGACCUUGAGCGCAUCAAGAUGUUCUGUUAUUUCACCCAGGCAUCUUUCCUCACCUUCCUUGUCUUUCUCCUCUGUGGUCACAUCUCCUCUGAGUUUCUUUGAAGCAAUUGCUUCCUCCAGGGUGGCCUGGGAUUUUGUGAUGAGAGUAGAUCUAACUGUGAGGCACAUUUCCUAUGGAAAAACAAUGUCUGCUUUCAAUACUCAGCUUUGCAGGGAAAAAGGAAAUAAAUGUUUAUGUUUCUGA
Molecule: messenger RNA, 2002 nt
Organism: Sceloporus undulatus (fence lizard)
Lineage: Eukaryota; Metazoa; Chordata; Lepidosauria; Squamata; Phrynosomatidae
Gene: DDX49
Product: DEAD-box helicase 49
Exons: 10
Coding region: 153-1442 (429 amino acids)
Molecular function (GO): RNA helicase activity; ATP binding; nucleic acid binding
Source: RefSeq, a predicted model, not a curated record